Molecule: messenger RNA, 1698 nt
Organism: Laccaria bicolor S238N-H82
Lineage: Eukaryota; Fungi; Basidiomycota; Agaricomycetes; Agaricales; Hydnangiaceae
Exons: 11
Coding region: 1-1698 (565 amino acids)
Source: RefSeq, a predicted model, not a curated record
AUGGUGUCGAUAGCCAGAAGGGUUGCAGCAGUCUAUAUACCAUGGUCCUUUUUCGACACCUCCGACCUCAACACUCUGAUGCCGAUGGAAGCUGUUAGCAGCGAUGUUGAAGAAGCUUUCAUUCGAUUUAUGGCAAGUAUUACAGAGGCGCCAGCACAGCAGGGGACUCACUCCGGGCCCCUGCCAACCGAUCCGCCUGCAUCAGCCUCAGGCUUCACAUACUCGUUGGCUACCGAGCAUGCCCCACCUCCAGUCGCCUUGAAUCAACCCGCCUUGCAGCCUUUGCUGCCCUCACCCUCAGGAGCCCAAUCAACGGAGCUGAUUCCAGAGAGCUCAUUCCCAUUGCCACAUGGGAUUGAGGCAUAUGCUCUAGCCAACCGCUCCGUCGCCGUUGAGGACUUCCGAGGAUAUCUUGCAGAUCUUACUGGUAUAUUUCCUCUUUAUGCGCCUAAGUCGCUCAUGAACCAUUUAUGUCCCGUUGCAAAAAUGCACGAAGAGGGAGCGCAAAGAACCAACACAGAUGUAUAUCUGUUCAUCAAUGUUCACUUCACAUCAAUCGUAAGAUACAUCCUUCCGCAUCUAGAAGAAUAUUUUGUUCAUAGUGGCUUAAUGCUCAGCUCGGACAAACGGAGGGUCAUAUACACCUCUCAAAGCAAAAUUUUGCUUCGCGAUGAAGUCUUUCUUGAUGAAACAUAUCAUCUUUGGCAGCACUUGCUCUUCGUCCCGAUCGGCCGCCCAAACACAUUUUUACUUGAGCCACUUCCAGCCGCUGUUACCUUCGGGCAAUGGUCGGCCUGGCUGGGACGCCUCGCAGAUGACCUGCCACCUAUAACUACAUUCUACCCCCGGUGGGCGCCCAAACUUGCCAUAUGCUUGAGCGCCUGCCAGAUUGCAGUGCAAUGUGAGGUCCUUUGUGGCCAAUUCUUGCACGAUGCCGAUUUGCAGGAUAUGCCAUCGCAAAAAAAUCUUAAGCCUCGAGUUGAACUCCAGCUGCGAAGAGCAUGGGACAACGUCUGCGAGGCUUUUUCGCUCCCUGAGGCUGAGACAGCAGUCAGGUGGAACGAUGCAUCGCCCAUGCUGCCCCUGGGACAAGAUCCUUUUCUAAAACCAUUGGUAGCCAUGCAAAGCGAAAUCGGGCGAAAUAUUCGCAUCAUCAUUCGCUUCAUUGUGAGGGCCUACCUGGUGCGCAACCGCGACUCUCCAGUGGAAUUUAUUGAAAAUACAUUCCAACUCUCCAUCGCCAACCUUGCAGCUGGCAUUGUGCCAGCUGUGACUUUGGAAGCAGCAGAGAAGACUAUGGUGUCGCCUAAAACAGGCUGUCCUUUUGCGCACCCACUUCUAUUCAUCGUAGUUCAUUAUCUCAUGAACCGGGGCGUGUUGCUAUCGCAACCUCUUCCUUGUGAUCCACGUUUGCCUCCGAGUGUAGCCGCCUUCUUCAGGAAAGCGACUGCCACCCAAGAGACUCCCGCUGUAUUAAUCUCCUAUGUUGCGACAGAGCUGCUAGCUGCUAUUUUGCGGGUGACAUGCGAAGAUCCAGAGGUUGCUGCAUUCCCUCCCUUCAGUGCAGCAACCAUGCAUGGGAUAAUGUUUGACCGCUACACGUUAGUCAUGCAGAUCUCGCGGUUUUCGAGUGAUGUUAAGAAGCUGGCUCGCCUGCUGAUGCGCGCAUACUCGCUGAAGCCCAGGAUGAUUGAAUAG